AUGCCGCUAGCCCAUUCAGAGCAUCCAAUGGCACGCCGUGCUGGAGGCGCCGCCGUCCAAUUGCCAUUCUUCCUGCAGCAGAACCUUGCCCGUACCGGCUUGGACCUGCAGCGGCGCUACAGUCCGGCUCGUUUUAUCCCCCACCGCCGCGAUGCCGCCCGAGAUGCGGUGAAAGACCGCCCCGCUCCGUUCCAUGUGGGAAGUCAACCAACAAAUGCCUCCUCACGCGGCAACCGGCUGGGAUACCGCUUCUGCUUGCCAUUCGAUACGGACUGCCUCCUCUCAACGCUGCCUGUCGUGCUAUCGUGCCCAUCAUCCGAUGUAUACACUACUCCCGUCACCAUUCAACAUGGCUCACCAGCCAGCCAACCAUCCGCGCUCUCUCCGCCUUACGGUUUCACCUUUCUCCCGUACAUCCCCGUCAGCUGGCCCUCCGACCCGUCAGACAUAUUCUCCAACGUUCGAAUGAAACGCUGA
Messenger RNA from Colletotrichum paranaense, 477 nucleotides. RefSeq lists its product as uncharacterized. NCBI's taxonomy places the organism in Eukaryota, Fungi, Ascomycota, Sordariomycetes, Glomerellales, Glomerellaceae. The record is from RefSeq and is a predicted model, not a curated record. The transcript has 2 exons. Bases 1 to 477 code for a protein of 158 amino acids.